UUUCAACUCUGUAGUUCUCUGUUCUUUGUUAGAUACUUGCUAGCAAAGAGAAUGGCAGUUCAGAGUCCAGUCAGAUUAUUUUCCUACAGAAGUAUUCCUUUCAGAAAUAAUGUCUUAUACAUACUCAAAUUAGAAAGCAUUAAGAAAAAAGUGAAAUUUAACAGUAUAGUCCCUCUUUUUUAAGGACUACUUUUGAAAUAAAAAUCCUACCCCCAGUACUGGUUGUGUUUAUGCUGUAAAAGUGGGAAAUGAGAGAGCACAUGGUGUGUAAUAUUGUAGUGAUGAGUGAAAAUAGUGAUUGUUCAUUUAAUCUGUAAUAUAGACUCCUCUUUAAUAAAGUAAUUUUUGAGGGAGUGAAUAGUCUUUUAAAGGAAAGAAAAUAUGGAUGGAUUGGAUUUCCAAUUUUUCUACAAGGGUUUAUUUUCCUUUUUCAUUGAAAGAUGAAAACAAGAAGUGAUCUGAUCUUAGUGCUGCUUAUUUCUGUCAUGUUAUGAAACUGCUUUGAAAGCCUAGAGUCUUUACUCCAGUCCUUUAAUUUGGUUGAGCGGAGGUAGUACAAGCAGGGACAGAAAAAAAAGGUGGUAACUAAAUUUAAAGGGAUAGUUAUUCUAGCUAUGAGGAGUCAAAGCUGGUAGUUGAGGCAAUAACUCUGUCAUCCAUAACCAAUUUAAGAUUUAGUCGUUAAAUGGCUGAGGGGAUCAUAAAGAAUUCCAAGUGUUUCUCCGUAAAUUUUCUGCUAUGAGGGUUCAUAAUAGGUUAGUGGUCUGGGGAUGGUAAGUGCUUUUCUGUCCCCAAUAUAUUUUUCUUUAAAUUUACAAGAGGAUUUCAUUAAUUUGUUUAUGGGAUACAGGAAAGGUAUCUAUUUGACUUCAGGUAUAUUGAAAGUUUUUCUUUAGACAAUUCAGUUCCUCAUCUGUUGCUUUAUUUUGUACACUUCAAGUUCCCAAGCAACUAAAAUUUGCAAACACAGCUAUGGAUACACCAUUUGUUUUAUACUAGUUACUUGGGAAUGUAGGUCUCUUUUGUUGUAUUCCCCUCCCCUCCAUUUCUUAAUCAUAUGUAACUAGCAACACUAAUGGUUAUAGGUUGACUUACAAAUUUCUAAGCCUGUGGCAGAUGGUUUGUAGCCUCUAGGUUGAAACUAAAAAAUGAGUAGUCAGGAAUUGGUUACUUUGAAUGUGGGAGGGAAGAUAUUCACAACAAGGUUUUCCACCUUAAAGCAGUUUCCUGCCUCUCGGUUGGCACGAAUGUUAGAUGGCAAAGACCAAGAAUUCCAGAUGGUUGGUGGCCAGAUUUUUGUGGACAGAGAUGGUGUUUUAUUUAGUCACAUCAUAGACUUUUUGAGAACUCACCAGCUUUUAUUGCCCACUGACUUUUCAGACUACCUUAGGCUUCAGAGAGAGGCUCUUUUUUAUGAACUUGAUUCUUUGGUUGGUCUUUUAAACCAAGAACACUUGCUACAGUCAAGACCUGCUGUUGUGGAAGUGCAUUUCCUAAGUCGAAAUACUCAAGCUUUUUUCAGAGUAUUUAGCUCUUGCAGCAAAACAAUUGAGAUGCUAACUGGGAGGAUUACAGUAUUUAUAGAGCAAUCUUCAGCACCAUCCUGGAGUAGUGACUCUCUCCCUCCUCAGAUCAACUUACUUCCACUGCCUCCACAAAGGCCUUCUUACCAUGACCUGGUUUUCCAGUGUGGCUGUGACAGCAUGACUGAUAACCAAGCUGGAGUCAGGUAUGUUUCUAUAAAACCUGAUAACCGAAAAUUGGCCAAUGGAACUAAUGUCCUCGGCUUACUGAUUGACACUUUAUUAAUGGAAGGCUUCAAUCUGGUCAGCACUAGAACAGUAUCUGAAGACAAAACUGAAUGCUAUAUCUUUGAAAGAAAAAAAAGAUCUGAAGCUCUCACCAUGAACAAAACACUGAAAACAGAGACUACCAUCAUGCCAGAGCAAUCUAAGAAAAACAAAUGAGGUUCUUUGUUCUCUUAGAAGUGAAAGGAUAGUCAUUUUCUGGUUUGGAAAUUCCCAUAUUUAGAGCAUAUUUUAGUGAAAUAUGUCCUCAGCCUAACUUUUUGAACUUGCCUCCUACAAUGCCAUCUUUGGGGAACCACUCCUCAACAAUGCUUAGGUAGGCCUGCUAAUGCCUGUUGCUUUCAAAAUAACACUGUGCACUUGGUGCUUUGGCACAUGUUCCUUUUGUUAAGUGCCUCUUUUUCUUUUCUUCCAGAACCCUUACACAGCUUUCAAGAAUGGGCUCUAGAGUCAGACUGCUUGUUUUCCAAUCCCAAAUCAAUCACUUACUAGCUAUAUGACUUAAAUAAGUCAUUUACGCCUCCUCUGUGCUUCAACUUCAUUUAUCAAAUGGGGUAAUAAGAAAAGGAUAUGUGUGGGUUAAAGGAGAUAAUGUACUCAAUACAUUGCCUGGCACAUGGUAGGCACUCAGUAACUCUUAGUAAUGAUGAAGAGUAUGAAUGGCCCAUUUCCAAUUGUACCUCUUUGUGAGGCCUUGUUCUUCCUUCUCUCCCAGGCAUAUUAAUCAGGUCUUUCUUCUGUACUGACUUAUAUGCCAGCAUAAAAACAAAAUUUUCUCACUUGAAUAUGAGCUCAAUGCACUGAGCAAUUUUUAACACUACUAUGUGUAAAGCACUGUGCUGAACACUUAGUAACAGAAUUAUCACUCUUGUUACUAUUUAGUACCUACAUUUGUUGAAGUUUUUGAAUAACCGCUAUCAAAUUUAAUACAUACAUAACUUUGAUCCAGUGAAUCUUUUUAUACAUGUCAUUUUAAAUAAACAUUUAGAUGAGGAGUCAUUAAGUCAAAGAGCACCAAGUACUUUGCACACACUAAGGUUAAACACCAUUUAAUGGAAGCUGUUGAACACAGUUCAUUAAAAAAGUCUGUUAAACAAUGGUUGGACAUUAUCCUAAGUUUUCAGUAUUGAAAAAUGAGUAAGACAAAAAUCUUUAUUCUCAAGGAACUCAACACUCAAGUGAGAAAGUACAUCCUAACAGCAAAACAUUAGAAGUUCACAAUAAGGAGUGGAUUAUGAAUUAUAAAAUGAAAUACAAUACAGACCUUAAGAAGAAUGACAGCAGUUUAUAAAUUGAUAAGGACUGUCAAAUAUUUGUAAGUGCAGAAAAGCAAGGCAUAAAACAAUACAUAAGUGGAAAAGAUAUUUCAACUUUAUAUAUUUUACCUUUGUGAAAAAAGUUAUACUCGUGCAUGGAAUUUUCAGCAAAACUACAUGUCACUUGUGGACAGGAAACCGGAUGAAUGGUGUUUAGAUGUGGGAGGAACAUUUACUUUUCACCAGAUACAUUAUCUUUUUUAUUUUUUUAAAAGGAAGAUGCCAUACCUGAAAAAUUGUAUGUGAGUAUGUAUGUGUGUUGGGGGGCAUUAAGGGGAUUGUUAAGGCAUAAGGACACAAAGUUUACUACUCUUCCUGUGAAACCCCUCUACGUAGUAAAGAAAUUGUAUUCCAGAAACAUGCUAGUGAUUAGUUACACAUUUGUGUACUAGGUUGUGGGGAAGAUAUUUUUGUUGAAAUAUCCUAACAGUAUCUCAAGUGGUUAAGUAUGUUAAAGUACAAAAUGCGUCAAGAUGAAUAAUGUUAAUACUAAUCUAAUAAUACAAAUUUUAAAAAAGCCCUACAAGUAAAUGUUAUGAUUUUGGUGGCAUUCAUCGCUUUUCUGAAGAAAAGCCAACUUAGUUGUUUUCAUAUGUCAUCUUAGUUUUGGGGAUGAUGUGUUUGGUUGUAGAGCACAAUAUUUCCAUUCUAGUUGGGUACAGCUGGUAGAGUUAUAUGUGUUACACUCUGUGCAGUGUUUUGCUGGCAAGAUUGAAAAUACAACUGAUUAAAAAAUAUGGAAAUAAAAAAAAACAUAGCUUCACAAGGAUUAAGUCAGGAAAUGUUUAAAAGUGCUGUUAGGGGGCCUCUCUGGUGGCGCAAGGGGUUAAGUCUCAGCACUCUGAAGCUAUUGGCAGCCACUGCAGCAUAAUCCCCAGUCAAGGAGCUGCCCCACAUGGCACAGCAGGCCUCUCCUGUCUCACCCACUGCUCCCCUCAGCGGUGCAUUUCAGUCAAUCUGCCUGUUCUGCUCCCCACUGUCUCUGAUGAAUCCUCUCACCUCUGGCCUACAUGACAGCUCUUGUAUGCAUAAACAAACAAACAAAUAAAUAUUUAAACAAAA
Molecule: messenger RNA, 4186 nt
Organism: Talpa occidentalis (Iberian mole)
Lineage: Eukaryota; Metazoa; Chordata; Mammalia; Eulipotyphla; Talpidae
Gene: KCNRG
Product: potassium channel regulator
Biological process (GO): negative regulation of delayed rectifier potassium channel activity; protein homooligomerization
Cellular component (GO): endoplasmic reticulum
Molecular function (GO): protein binding
Source: RefSeq, a predicted model, not a curated record